GAAUAAUUUGGGAGGACAACUCACAACUCUUUCCAAGCAAAAGACGAGUAAUGAGUCAAUUAACCAUACAAGUUGCUCCAUAAUUAGUGCCAAAAAGUAUUCACACUAAAAUGUCAAUUAGAAUCAGAUCCAAGGACCCAUUUACAAGUCGGUGACUUACUUCACUUGCAUUUCUAAGCAAUUUUCACACACACACUUUGUCAUCAAAUUUAAUACAUUAUCAAUUGAUUUUUUGCUAUAUAAACUGGAGUUUCCUCUUCUAUUUGUUAAUCCAGCAAUUCAUCCCACCUAAAAUAAUCCCAAAAUUUUCUCCUCUUUAACACACAAUGUAUUCCUCUUCUUUGAAGUUCUUGCUUCCUUUGCUCCUCCUCCUCGUAGUUCCACGGAUUUCAGGAGACGACGGUGGACAGGAUGAUCCAGGGCAGCAGUGGUGCAUCGCGGAUGUGCAGACACCAGAUGAUGAAUUGCAGACAGCGAUAAACUGGGCGUGUGGACAGCAAGAUGUAAAGUGUGACAUGAUUCAAGAGAAUCAAUCAUGCUAUCAACCCAACACAACCAAAGAUCAUGCUGACUUUGUGUUCAACAGUUACUUUCAAAAUCAUAAAAACAAAGGUGGUAAUUGCUACUUCAAUGGUGCUGCCCUGAUCACUGAACAAGAUCCAAGUCAUGACAACUGCCACUUCGAAUAUCUUUCUUGAGAAUUACGUUUUAAUUUUUAUUUGUAAUACUUUUAAUUAUUAAUUUUACAUUCUUUAUAUGUCAAGUUGUAAAUGAGGUUUUGAAAAAGAAGCUAGAAGAAAGCUGAUGUUAUGUAAGAACAAAGUAGUUCACAUUGAUAUUGUAUGAACAAUGGAGUAGAAUAUUCAAUUGCAAACACAAAAUAAACAUAUUUUCCCUUAAUUUCAGUUC
Chenopodium quinoa (quinoa) is the source of this 909-nucleotide messenger RNA. RefSeq names its product glucan endo-1,3-beta-glucosidase 1-like. The transcript is spliced from 3 exons. The record is from RefSeq and is a predicted model, not a curated record. Lineage: Eukaryota; Viridiplantae; Streptophyta; Magnoliopsida; Caryophyllales; Amaranthaceae. The coding region runs from base 327 to 698 and encodes 123 amino acids.